AUGGUUUUGAAUGCAAUGUACCCGUUGUAUGUUGAACCGCGCCAGCGCAUCCACGAAUGGCUCGAGCGGUCGCUCUCUACGAGGAACCUCGGCGCGGACGACGACGAGGCUCUCAAGGAAGAUGAGCAGGAGGGCGCGCCGAAGGAGUUGCCGCCCCGCGCCCUGGCCGACUCCGUCGCGCCUCCUCCGCCUUUGCCAGGAGUCCGCUCGAAGCCGCGGGAAGUGCGCGUGCAGUAUGAGCAGCUGGCGGCGUUGACCCUCAAGAUGGCGCAGGCAAAGGCGGCCGCAGUCGAGUCUCAGCAACAGCGCGAAGAGGAGACACAGCCGGCGGCCGUCCAGGACGCCCGCCAAAGGAACGGCUUCACAGACUCUUCACAGCAACACCACCAGACCCAUCACCCGACGCAGCAGCCCCACCACGGCCAGCAGCGUCAGCUUCCACACCUCAGCCAGCAGCAGUACCACCAGCAGGCGGGCCACAGCCACCACGACCACCACGGGAGAAGAGACGAAGUAAGUGGUGGCGGAGGCGGAUCUGUCGGCCACCCCGCCAGCGUCAGCGCCUCCGCCAGGACUGCUGCCCCACCUCCCGAAGCUCCCCAGCGCCACCGAGGCCACAGUGACAGCCCCCGUAUGGUGACGAGGAGAUCUAUCCGGGCCCCGGCGGCGCCCACGAGCCCCCUCCUCAGCAGACACAACCAGCAGAGUCCUUCCCGAGGGCCCCUGUCGCCAGCGCCUGCGUCUACCUCUGCGGGGGUGUCGGUGGGCGGCGUAGUGGUACCGCCACCCCAUCCCGGCACCGUUCAGGAGGCGGCCAGCAUCAUGACCUCAACCGUCGCAUCAGUCACGGCAGGAAGACAAACUGCAGGAGGCGCCGACGCCAAGCGGUAUGACAGCCCAAGCCCAACUCCGACCCGGCGGGGGAGUGGCUACAGCCGGCGCCGCCACGGGUCGUCCCAUCACAACGACUCGGGCUACGACCUCCAGCGCAGCAAGACGGACUCGUACAUCACCACAGGCUCCACUCCGGGUGGCGUCUCAAGGCAGAUGAGCCACGAAAGUGAAUCUUCCGACGCCAGCAUGACGAGCAUGCAGCCGGGCGUCCUGCGUUAA
This is a messenger RNA of Penaeus indicus, 1113 nucleotides long. Its product is annotated as hormone receptor 4-like. The coding region runs from base 1 to 1113 and encodes 370 amino acids. The record is from RefSeq and is a predicted model, not a curated record. The transcript is spliced from 2 exons. NCBI's taxonomy places the organism in Eukaryota, Metazoa, Arthropoda, Malacostraca, Decapoda, Penaeidae.